Messenger RNA from Closterium sp. Naga37s-1, 1590 nucleotides. Lineage: Eukaryota; Viridiplantae; Streptophyta; Zygnematophyceae; Desmidiales; Closteriaceae. The record is from the annotation of a GenBank genome assembly.
AUGCGCCGCACAAACAGAUGCUUGAAGAGCAACUGUGGACAGUCAAGCCCACUCCCCUCCUACAUUCAUCUCACCUCCACCUGCGCAGGCUCGUCCCCAUACUCGGCGCGCAUCUCCCUGCAGAACGCCAGCAGAGCCGGCAUGCCCUCUGCUGCUCCACUCACAGUCAGGACAGUCAAGCCCACUCCCCUCACUGCCUACAUUCAACUCACCUCCACUUGCGCCGGUUCAUCCCCAUACUCGGCGCGCAUCUCCCUGCAGAACGCCAGCAGAGCCGGCAUGCCCUCUGCUGCUCCACUCACAGCCAGGACAGUCAAGCCCACUCCCCUCACUGCCUACAUUCAACUCACCUCCACUUGCGCCGGUUCAUCCCCAUACUCGGCGCGCAUCUCCCUGCAGAACGCCAGCAGAGCCGGCAUGCCCUCUGCUGCUCCACUCACAGCCAGGACAGUCAAGCCCACUCCCCUCACUGCCUACAUUCAACUCACCUCCACUUGCGCCGGUUCAUCCCCAUACUCGGCGCGCAUCUCCCUGCAGAACGCCAGCAGAGCCGGCAUGCCCUCUGCUGCUCCACUCACAGCCAGGACAGUCAAGCCCACUCCCCUCACUGCCUACAUUCAACUCACCUCCACUUGCGCCGGUUCAUCCCCAUACUCGGCGCGCAUCUCCCUGCAGAACGCCAGCAGAGCCGGCAUGCCCUCUGCUGCUCCACUCACAGCCAGGACAGUCAAGCCCACUCCCCUCACUGCCUACAUUCAACUCACCUCCACUUGCGCCGGUUCAUCCCCAUACUCGGCGCGCAUCUCCCUGCAGAACGCCAGCAGAGCCGGCAUGCCCUCUGCUGCUCCACUCACAGCCAGGACAGUCAAGCCCACUCCCCUCACUGCCUACAUUCAACUCACCUCCACUUGCGCCGGUUCAUCCCCAUACUCGGCGCGCAUCUCCCUGCAGAACGCCAGCAGAGCCGGCAUGCCCUCUGCUGCUCCACUCACAGCCAGGACAGUCAAGCCCACUCCCCUCACUGCCUACAUUCAACUCACCUCCACUUGCGCCGGUUCAUCCCCAUACUCGGCGCGCAUCUCCCUGCAGAACGCCAGCAGAGCCGGCAUGCCCUCUGCUGCUCCACUCACAGCCAGGACAGUCAAGCCCACUCCCCUCACUGCCUACAUUCAACUCACCUCCACUUGCGCCGGUUCAUCCCCAUACUCGGCGCGCAUCUCCCUGCAGAACGCCAGCAGAGCCGGCAUGCCCUCUGCUGCUCCACUCACAGCCAGGACAGUCAAGCCCACUCCCCUCACUGCCUACAUUCAACUCACCUCCACUUGCGCCGGUUCAUCCCCAUACUCGGCGCGCAUCUCCCUGCAGAACGCCAGCAGAGCCGGCAUGCCCUCUGCUGCUCCACUCACAGCCAGGACAGUCAAGCCCACUCCCCUCACUGCCUACAUUCAACUCACCUCCACUUGCGCCGGUUCAUCCCCAUACUCGGCGCGCAUCUCCCUGCAGAACGCCAGCAGAGCCGGCAUGCCCUCUGCUGCCGCCUCCUCUGCUUCCCUGGGCAGGCUGGCUCGCACUGCUGAGUCGGACACGUAG